Messenger RNA from Peromyscus leucopus (white-footed mouse), 1699 nucleotides. It is a transcript of the gene Snx21, whose product is annotated as sorting nexin family member 21. The transcript is spliced from 3 exons. Gene Ontology annotation, cellular component: early endosome membrane. Lineage: Eukaryota; Metazoa; Chordata; Mammalia; Rodentia; Cricetidae. The record is from RefSeq and is a predicted model, not a curated record. Gene Ontology annotation, molecular function: phosphatidylinositol phosphate binding; protein binding. Bases 212 to 1303 code for a protein of 363 amino acids. Gene Ontology annotation, biological process: protein transport.
GCAUUCGGGACGCUGUGGGUGGAGGCGCGGCCCGGGCUGCGGGGAGGGGCAAGGUAGAGCCCGGCCUUCUGCACGUCCCCGGCGGCGGCUGCCCCUGGGCGUGGCCUCCUCUGUCCCACCCACUGACACGCCCCCGGGCCCCUCUCCGGGCGGGGGUCCCCUCCCUCUCCGGCCCUGGACCCAGCUUAGCGAGCUCCCCCCCCCGGGUGCCAUGGCCUCGCGGCUCCUGCACCGGCUGCGACACGCCCUGGCUAGCGAUGGCCCCGGGGAGGCGGCGGCAGGCCCCGAGGCCGAGCAGUUCCCUGAAAGCUCCGAGCUGGAGGACGACGACGCCGAGGGCCUGUCCUCCCGCCUCAGCGGCACCCUCAGCUUCACCAGUGCCGAGGAUGACCCGGACGAGGAGGACGAGGAGGACGAGGCCGGCCCUGACUCGCUGCCCUCCGGAGACGGGACAUCGGGAGAAGACGCAGAACGAAGUCCCCCACCUGAUGGACAACGGGGCAGUCAACUCCUGGCUCGGCAGCUGCAGGAUUUCUGGAAGAAGUCUCGGAACACCCUAGUUCCACAGCGGCUGCUCUUUGAGGUGACCAGCGCCAAUGUGGUCAAGGACCCUCCCUCCAAGUACGUGCUCUACACCCUCGCCGUGAUGGGCCCAGGGCCACCAGAUCGCCAGCCGGCCCAGAUCUCCCGCCGCUACUCGGACUUUGAGCGGCUGCACAGAAACCUGCAGCGGCAAUUCCGGGGCCCCAUGGCUGCCAUCUCCUUCCCCCGUAAGCGCCUGCGCCGGAACUUUACCGCAGAAACCAUUGCCCGCCGGAGCCGGGCCUUUGAACAGUUUUUGAGCCACCUGCAGGCAGUGCCCGAGCUACGCCAUGCUCCAGACCUGCAGGACUUCUUCGUGCUGCCCGAGCUGCGGCGGGCGCAGAGCCUCACCUGCACUGGCCUUUAUCGCGAGGCUCUGGCACUCUGGGCCAACGCCUGGCAGCUGCAGACCCAGUUGGGCACCCCUUCUGGCCCAGACCGCCCCCUGGUGACUCUGGCUGGGUUGGCUGUGUGCCAUCAGGAGCUGGAGGAUCCUGGGGAAGCGCGAGCAUGUAGUGAGAAGGCUCUGCAGCUGCUGGGGGACAAGAGACCUCAUCCUUUCCUGGCACCCUUUCUAGAGGCCCAUGUCCGGCUCUCCUGGCGCCUGGGCCUAGACAAACGGCAGACAGAGGCCCAGCUUCAGUCCCUACAGGAGGCAGGCCUCACCCCUAUCCCACCCCCCAGCCUCAAGGAGCUGCUCAUCAAGGAGGUGCUGGACUAACUUUCCCUGUCUUAAGGCCACUUCUGGGGAAGGGGCUGCCCCAGUCAGGGGGCUGGGGGCCGUAGAGGACACAGUGAGCAACUGGGGGCUGAAAGGGGUUAUGGGAGCCCCUAAAGUAGUUCCGGAAAGAGUCUGCAGGAGACUGAGAGGAAUUCGUUUUGUGGGGCUGGACUCCAAACAAGCUUUGGCUGGGGUUACCCUAGGAUGAUACGAGGAGGAAGUUUUGGCACCGGCUCUUCAGCCUACCGAGAGGUCAGGAUCAACGUUUCCUUUUCCAGGGGCCUCUACAGCAGUAAAACAGCUUGGCUGAAGGGCUGGGGACUAGCGGAGUCCUGGGGUUGAGAGACAGGAGAAAGGCUGUAGCUCUGCCCAGGGGAAUUAAGGAUCAGCUACUCC